Messenger RNA from Mangifera indica (mango), 714 nucleotides. RefSeq lists its product as uncharacterized. The coding region runs from base 1 to 714 and encodes 237 amino acids. The record is from RefSeq and is a predicted model, not a curated record. The transcript has a single exon. NCBI's taxonomy places the organism in Eukaryota, Viridiplantae, Streptophyta, Magnoliopsida, Sapindales, Anacardiaceae. Gene Ontology annotation, molecular function: DNA binding.
AUGGAGGAGAAAGAAGACGACAAAUCAUACUUGAGCAUGAAAGAUUUUGAGGAAAGGGGCAUCAAGAUUGAUCCAAACUGGACUACUUUCCGAGCUUUGUUGGUGGCUGCAAGUAUAGCCUUUUCCAAAUUAGUGGGAAAUCACUUGAAGAAAAAGAAGAAGCCGAAAGAAAAAGCCGACAAAAACCCCAUGAAAGAAGAGAAGGAAAAUCCAAGUGCUUCGUCUGGAAACGGUCGGAAACUUCUUGCCGAUGCCAUGACAAGCCACACAGUUUUCGACUGCGAGGAGUUGGUAAAUCAUCAUCAGCUGCAGAAGAAGAUUGAUAUUUCAGACAGUUUGAAGGAACACAUCGAAAAGGUCCGGAAUGGUACUAGUAUUAUGCGGGUAAUACAGAAAUCUUUGUACUUUUCAGAUGUGUCAGAUUAUCAUAACAGGUUGUCCAUUCCAUUGAAGCAAGUAGAGCAAGAGUUCUUGACUCAAGAAGAGAAGGAGUUUAUUGAGAAAGCAGGCAAACUGGAAGUGCUUUUAGUUGAGCCUUCACUUAAUAUUUGUGGAAUCACCUUGGCAAAGUGGAAUAGCUCGUAUGUGCUGAUAAAAGAAUGGAAUAAUGUUAAAGAUCGGAGUAAGCUGAAAGCAGGUGAUGAAGUUCAAAUAUGGUCAUUCAGGACACUGGAAAAGCUUUGUCUAGCCCUUGUCAUUCUUCGGAGAAGCUAG